CGGGGAUCUACAGAGUUAAGUUGAAAACCCCCCAUCUCUUCUUGGGCUCACACCAGUCAUCGCGUCGAUGUGAAUUCUGUCUAUUCAAUAUAUUUGCUUGAUUUCUCCUUCUCUCCGAGCGUGUGUGUUUGUGCCAUGGCUUCGGAAACCAAUAUCUCAGUGAGCUCUGAAGCUCGCGAAUUGAGCUUGAUAUCCAAGGUUGAACUUAGGAUCGCCCUUGCGGACUCGGACGAUAGACUGCAGACCCUCCUAAAUACUUAUUUGACACCUCUGCUGUUGAAACUAGGCUCUGAGAGCAUUGCGGUUCGCAACAAAGUCAUUUCGGUCUGUCAGCACAUCAACACCCGAGUUCAAUCCCCAACUAUCAAGCUCCCCGUGGCGGCUUUGUUGAAACAGUUCAAGGAACAGAAAUCUCACCUGAUCAGACAUUUUGACUUGCUCUAUAUUCAGCAGGGUGUUCAUCGCCUAGGGUCAAGUGCAAGGGUAGAGAUCCUACUCCCUUUACUGCAAAGAAUCUCGGAAAUCGGCUCAUCCACCAAUCAAGCUGCUACUGUUUUCAACUUGGUUCUGAGGCUUCUCCCGCUUUUGAAGUUACCACCCAAGGAUAGUGACGAAGACCUGCGAUUAAAGACUCAUUUGGGUCUCUCUGACCAAGACACGCAAUUUUUGUCAUCUCUGUUUGAGAAACUGCUUAUUCUUUCUCCCGCGGACAAGCAUAAGUCCACAUGCCCGGGACUAUCUCCAGCAGAUUACACUUUUCUGAACAAAGAUGCUCUGAUCUCCGAGACAUGGAAUGCUUCCGAUGGUGGACUAAAUCUCACCGAGACUAAAGUCAAUGUCCUCAGAUUCCUAGCCAGCGGAGCCUUUGCCAAUUCAGAGCGAUUCCUGCCUGCUGUGAUUGCAUCAGCGGAUGCUAACACUCGUCUCUCUGAUAUCGGCGAGGAAUGCCUCAAAAGGUUUGUACCAAGUCUUGAGGAUCCCCAUGUUGUGCGGCAGUUGUACGACCUCUACCUGGGUGCAGGAACACCAGAUGGGGCUGCGCCAGCGCGACCUGCUCUGCAGAUCAAAAUACUGGCCUUCCUAGGGAGAUCAAUCAGGGCGACUAGGGACAAAGAGCGCAUUAUGCAGGUAAUAGGAGAAGGCCUUCUAUCAGACAGCGCAAGGUCUAUACAAGGGCUGCAAGCGUCCAAGCUACGGACACAAAUUUUCAAUUUUACUACGUGGGUUGUGAGGAUGGGCUCGCCAGAUGAUUUACAACAAAUGGCACCGAAGCUCAUAGCAGGCUUGAUGGACUUCAUCCAGUCUCAAGGAUGGCCAAGUCCCGCGGCAAGUGGUCAAAAACUCCCGCAGACAGAACUUAGUUUGCGAGGCAUGGCCUACGAAUGUAUUGGUAUCAUGAUUCCCAAAGCAGACUUUCAGGUCCAGAAGGGAGAGGAUGCUUUGUCUGGCUUUGGACUUAUCAAAUGGCUAUUUACAUCGCUCAGCUCUGAUGAUUCAAGCACUCAGAUCUUCGUCAGUAUCGAACAGGCAUUAGGAAAUAUUCUCAGUUCUUCAAUGAAGAAAUGGGAUCAUGACUUUCAAGCGCAACUGCGACCCUUUCUCCUUCAGCAAAUGAGUAAUCAGCCUGAACAAGAGGACCCUCUGACCGGGUUUACUGUUGUCCGGGGCCCUGAGUAUGCAGCAGUACGAUUUGCGAACAGAUUUUUACCUUACAAUGAUGUUAUCGCCCGAUGGAUAGAUCUCUUGGCCAUUGCUCGCGGCUCAGAAAAGCAUCAUGAAGUGGUAGAGGAGGGACAGAAAGGCCUGCAUCCUUACUGGUUCCGACUCCAAAAUUCCAAUCACGAUCAUAACUUGUCCUCCAAUGAGCUAUCUGCGUGGUACUGUUUUCCGAGAUUCUCUGACGCGGUGCGCUUUCUAUUUGGCACCACUCCAUCGCAAGGCAUAUCUGGUUUAUCUGCAUUGGACAUACUAUCGGGACCUUACCAGAACGCCUUCCCAGCGGCUAUCGAGUUUCUUCGUAACAUAUUGUUUUGGGAAUCCAUCUCCGCUUCAGAGGCCGGUUUUGAGAUAGAACAUGACUGGGAUGUCAAAUUGGAUGUGAUGCUUAGCUCUGAUCAACAAGCACGAGAUGCAUUGAGAAGCUACCUUCGAUCUACUGACGGCGAACCAAUUGCCCUAUUUCUCUCGAGUGCGCUUGCUGGCUUAUCUCGCGAGAACAGGAAAGGCACACAACAAUGCGGGAGGCUCUUCAUCAGCAUAGCUUCCCUGAGUCCCAACAACAUACUUGAGAAGGUGGUGCCGCAAACAUUGGCACUCGGAGAACCAUUGAACAGUAAUGAUCAGGAGGUACAGGACGCUUCUGCGCGAGCGAUUGGCAUUCUGGCUUCGCAUCCCGCCUUUUCGACCACGGAUUUGACUGCACUCAUCACUGAACUGUCAGACUUGAUGGUGGAGUGGAAAGCUGCAAUCGGGGAGGCAGCACUUAGGGUCAGGGGUGCAGUUAUGGCUCUAUCUUACUUAUUGAGCAGGCUUGCGUUCCGCAACAUGAUUUUUAAAGUGCCGGAAGCCUAUGUGAGACGGUUCAUUGACACCGUUUCCGAUAUGGUAGAGAAUGCUCGAGACUCUCUCCUCUGCCGGUCCGCCCAAGCUGCAGUUGGGAGACUUGGUCUUUCUAAUCUCCUGUCCUUUUCUAUGCUUCCUGAAUCUAAAUGGGUCACAAUUAGAGAAAGACUUGUUCAGGCGGCCAAAGCAGAGAAUGAAGUGGCCAUCAUGGCGAUUGGACUGUUAUCAAUGGCCAUCUCCGGAGGUGACUCUACUGGUGUAGGACUCGACGGACUAACGCAAGCCCUCUAUGAUCUUCAUGAGAAUCGCAACUCAGAGCUUCACUUUACAGUCGGCGAGGCACUGAGCAAUGCUGCAGCUGGCUGGAGAUCUAGGUCACUGGUACUGGAAUUUGAUGUGGACGAAGCGAUUCCCGCGUCCGCAAUCCCAGAAUCAGUUCUCGCUGAGGUAUGCGACAAAAUCUUAUCUAGCUGCAGUGCGUCGAAACCCUCACUGCGAAAGGCCGCUGCUAUAUGGCUCUUGAGCCUUGUCAAAAACUGCGGUCAUCUGCCUGAGAUGCAAGCUCGUCUGCGAGAGUGCCAGCGGUCAUUUAGCAAUCUGCUUGCUGAUCGCGAAGAAGUCGUCCAAGAGACCGGAGCGCAAGGCUUAAGUCUCGUUUACGGAGUUGGUGACCGGGGACUGAAGGACGACCUGGUGCGUGAUCUGGUGGAUUCUUUUACUGAAGGCAAGUCAAAUUUUAGAGGAGGCCGGGUAAACGAUUCUACCGAAUUGUUCGAGCCAGGAGCCUUACCAACCGGGGGUGGAUCAUCUGUGAAUACGUAUAAAGAUAUCAUGAACCUCGCUGCCGAAGCGGGGGAUCCUACUCUGGUUUAUCGGUUCAUGGCGCUGGCCUCGAACGAUGCCCUUUGGACCAGCCGUGCAGCUUUCAGCAAGUUGGGAAUAAGCAGCAUAUUCUCCGACUCAAGCGUGGACGGUUACCUUGCGAAGAACCCCAAGAUUUAUCCGAAAUUGUUUCGUUACAGAUUCGACCCGAACCCAAAUGUGCAGCGAUCGAUGGACACAAUAUGGCGGGCCUUGGUCAAGAAUCCCACGGAAAUUAUUGAUGCUCAUUUCGAUGAGAUUAUAACUGAUCUACUGAAGAGCAUGCUGACGGGACGAGAAUGGAGGGCUCGGCAAGCGAGUUGCGCUGCGAUUGCCGACCUCAUUCAGGGCCGCCAGCCGGAAAUGUUCGCGGGGUAUAUGAAAGAGAUCUUUACUAAAGCCUUUAAGCUACUGGAUGACAUCAAAGAAACAGUCCGGGUGUCAGCGAUGAAGCUUUGCCAGACCAUCACCAACAUGAUCAUGCGCACAUUAGAGACAAGCAAACCCGAUGCGAAGCAAGCUGGUUCAAUGCUGGAGACUGUUAUCCCGUUCCUGCUGAGUGACAAGGGCAUGGAGUCCGGGGUCGAAGAAGUUCAAGGAUUCGCGAUUGGAGCACUGAUUCAAAUGAUCAAGAAGAGCCCUGGAAAACCGCUGCGCCCAUUCGUGCCUCACAUCAUGGAACAGUUCUUAAGCUGCUUGAGUUCCCUGGAGCCCCAGGCCGUGAACUACGUUCAUCUCAACGCCGACAAGUAUGGCUUGACGGGGCAGGAUAUCGACAAAAUGCGUCUAUCCAGCAUCCGCACGUCGCCUAUGAUGGAAGUCAUUGAGCGGUACCUCAUUGAUAUGCUCGAUGUAGAGAGCAUGAAGGAAUUUGCCUUGAGGCUAGAGGGAGUACUGCGCUCAGCAGUGGGUCUUCCGUCCAAGGUGGGCUGCAGUCGUGUCUUGGUGCUCCUAAGCAUGCGAACCACAUUAUUUCGUCCCUUUGCAGACCGCUUUAUUCAGCUCCUUGGGAAACACGUGGUAGAUCGUAAUGACACUGUUAGCGCGUCCUAUUGCUCCUCAAUCGGAUAUUUGAUGCGCCUUGCUUCUGAUGAGCAGUUCUUGAGCACGGUCGAGCACGCGAAGAAAUUAUACCUUUCCGCAGAAGACACCAAUCAGCGUGCUAUUUCGGCUGAGAUUUUGCUUUCGACGUCGAAGCUAGCUAAUGACCGGUUUAUAGCAUUCGCCACGGCGGCACUGCCAUUCAUCUUUGUGUCUAAGUACGAUUUGGAUGACCAUGUUCGGGAAGUAUUCGAGAAAGCAUGGCAGGACAAUGUCGGUGGUAACCGCGCAGUGUCACUCUACAUCAAGGAGAUUGUCGACCUUGUGUCUCAAAGCCUGGAAUCAGCGCGCUGGGCUAUUAAGCACACAGCCGCACUGGGACUUGCAAAUGCUAUCAUGUCUCUUGAUGCUGAGCUGGAUCUUGCCACGAGCGAACACAUAUGGCCUGUGUUGGAAAAAGCGUUGGCUGGUAAAACAUGGGAUGGGAAAGAAGUGGUGCUCAAAGCCUUUGCGAGAUUCAUAAAGCAGGCGAAAAGGUUAUGGGAAGCGAAGCCUCAGUUUGCAGAGGCUACGAAGACAAUUACCCUCCGAGAAGCCAAGCGAAACAACAUGACCUACCGACCUCACGCUCUCAUUGUUCUUGGCGAGGUGUCGCAAGCGCGCGAGGACCUUGAUUUUAUGCCAGAGACCAUCAGCAUCGUCACUCAAGUGUUGGACCAGAUAGAAGAGGACGGGGAUCCAAUGGAAGUCGAUGCAGGAAGCAGCCGGAGACCUACGCAAGUUCUCGAUGAUACAUUAGCCGCAUGUGUCGAAUGUCUCCUGCAUUGUUGCCAACCUGUAUCGCAUCAGCCAGCAAGUGUUGUACAGGAACACAUGGAGGGUAUUGUGCCAAACCUGCGCCGAGCAUUGGGACGCGGAGGCAGAAACGUGCAAACAACACUGUAUAGAGAGCUUUGCGCAGUACUCGACCAAUUAGGGACGUGGGAAGCCUCGCAGAGUGGCGAAGUCGAUCUACGCGGACCCCAAAAGGCCUUGGCGGCGCUAGCCAGCGAGAUGCUAUCUCGUGAUAUCGAUACCUCGUUGGAAAAAGUGCGUUUAGGGCGUGCACAGGCGACUGCUUCAUAUGUCAAGUUGUGCACGCAGAUGAGAUGUCCAAUUGACGAGACACUAUGGAAAACCAUACGGGCAUGGAGAGACGAGGAACGGUCGGGGUUGGUACAACAGGUACUCGACCGGGCGCUCGCGGCCGAAACACCGCCGUCAGUGAUCUUGUGAGAUACGGCUCAUAAUCUCUAUUUGAGAUCAUGCGGGGGAUAUGUCUCACUGGCCAUCGGACGACAGCAGAUAUGGCCCGAUGGGGAUGAAGACGGGGUACGAAAGGGAGGGUUAAAGAUGAGGGGAACAUGCAUUGAUCAUGAGACUAGGGCUGAGCUCGGUCCAGGCACUGACAAUAAAAGAUGAUACGCCCGAAGAGCGGUCCGUUGUCCAUUGGAGGAGGCGCAGAGAGGGAAGAGAAACGAGAAUCAUGUAGAGAUAUGUGAGGUAAAGAAUGAAUGAAGGUCAACACUACCUAGGAAUGCGUGGUGAUUUUUACAGUAGAAUUAAACAAAAGUGGCAGCCAAU
Messenger RNA from Aspergillus japonicus CBS 114.51, 6087 nucleotides. Its product is annotated as ECM29 family proteasome component. Lineage: Eukaryota; Fungi; Ascomycota; Eurotiomycetes; Eurotiales; Aspergillaceae. Bases 136 to 5739 code for a protein of 1867 amino acids. The transcript has 4 exons. Gene Ontology annotation, biological process: proteasome assembly. The record is from RefSeq and is a predicted model, not a curated record. Gene Ontology annotation, molecular function: molecular adaptor activity. Gene Ontology annotation, cellular component: cytoplasm; nucleus.